GUGCAACUCGCCGGUGACUGUCCGGUAGAGAGCGUUUUCCGACCUCACCCCGUUAUUUACUUACUUUUCCGACCGGCGGAUGAUGCGUUCUCCCGCAUUUCCAUAAUGUGUUCCAGCCACUCUCUGGUCGGAGAAUAGCCUUAGCUCUUCAGCAUAGCUUCCAAAAAUCAUCUCCACCUUUCUCUCCUUCCUUCUAUGGCAUCGGCUGUGUUUCCCGGCAGAAGCGGACAGAAGUGGGGUGGUGCACCGGCGAACCCUACAAGCAAACCUUGUUUCAGCGGCCACAUCAACCCUAACUCCAGCUACAACUUCAACCGCCAUGAUAAUUCCAGCCAAAAUUUGAAGUCGCUGCACUUUAAUGGUCCGUUACCGUUUCCUGCUCCAGAGUGUUGCUCGCAACCCAUGGGUGCUGACAGAGCACGGCCUUCCAUUCGGACGCCUGGUACUAUCAUCGGCUGCAGAGACUUGUUCCGGAAAGAAUAUGUUGCUUACAAUCUGGCCUCCUAUUCCAGAAUGCAGUUGUAUGAGCUGAAACAACGCAUAGUUUCUGAUCUGAUUAGGGUUCGGCGCGUUCUGAAGCGGAUGGAGACUCGAGAGUUGGAAUGUGGACCUCUGCCCUCGGAUUCUAAGUGUAGAAAAGCUGCUCCAAAACUUCCAGUGCCGCCUAAGCUGCCGCCAUGUCUUCAAGUAAAUCAGAACUAUGCAUUGAAUAAUCUGAAUCAGAAGCAACCACUAAAUGCCGGAAAUGAGCUAGGUGCGCUCGAUAAACCCUCAGGGACAAAGCGAGGAUGCAAUUUCACUUCAGAUAGAGAUUGCAAGCGGCCGGCUGUGAAAAGGAAGGGCUCAAAGAUCAGUAAUCAGAUGGUGAUGAACAGGUGCAAACUGAUAUUGCAAAAACUGAUGGUUCGAAAGCAUGCAUGGAUUUUUAACAAGCCUGUGGAUGCCAACCGUUUGAAGCUUCACGAUUACAAUCUCAUCAUCAAGCACCCAAUGGAUCUUGGAACUGUAAAAUCAAAACUGCGGAGGAAUGAAUACACAACACCUCAAGAUUUUGAAGCAGAUGUUAGACUGACAUUCAACAACGCUCUGGUUUAUAAUCACAAGGGGGGACAAGUGUAUGCCUUAGCAGAAUUGUUUCUUAAGAACUUUGAAAACAUGCUUAAGACUGUUACACCACAAAAAAUGAUUUGUGAUCCUCAAGAGCAAAAUCACCUUGACAGAAAAUCCAACCCAUCAAGCUUGCAGUCCAUGGUGUUAAAUCCUCCAGUUUCAAACCAAGUUUUAAAAUACUUUCCACAUCACUUUGUAUCGCCCAUAUCUGGAAAGUUGAUAAAGCCUGUGGUUAAGGAUCAGAACAAAAGGAAGAUGACUUUUAAAGAGAAGGCGAAGUUAGGUUUGAGCUUGCAGAACCUUCCACAAGAAAAGAUGGAACAGGCUUUGCAAAUUCUAAUGAAGAGAAAUAUUUCUUUGCCAGAGGAGGGUGGUGAGAUUGAUCUUGAUAUUGAAGUUCUUGAUAAUGACACACUCUGGGAGCUAGACAUGUUUGUGAAUUCACAGAAGAACUCCUUAAGCAAUGUGAAGAUGCAAUACAUUAGUGAGCUCCCAAAAGUUGUGCCCAUCCCACAGCGUAAAGAGGAUGAUGCUGAAGAAGAGGAAGUUGAUAUUGGGGAGGAAGUUCUGAACAGUGACUUUCCCACAGUAGAGAUUGAGAAGGAUGAUGUUUGUGGAACAAGUAGCUCAACUACCUCAAACUCCAGCAAUUAUUCUUCUUCCAGUGAAUCAGGAAACUCUUCAGGAAGUGCCUCCGAGGACAGUGUGAGGUCACCCUAUAUUGAGCCAAAGAAGCUUUUAAUUUCUGAACUCUGAUGGGCUUUGAUGCUUGGGAAUGGUUAAGCUUGACAAGUGCUCAUCAACAGAGGUUUUGUACUUGCUAAGCUAGAGAAUGUGUAGAACAAUUUAAUGAGGAAAUUCUCUGGUAGGAUUUGGAUUAUGGACCUUAACUUUUUGUUUGUUUACAGAAAUCACCACAUUAAUUUUAGUGGUUGAAAAACAUAGUAGAAGCACAUGUACAAAGUAAUGAUCAACCUAAAAAGCUGCAAAUGGACUCUAUGAGCUAGUGUGAUGACUGAUGACUCUUCUAUUUCAGACUCCUUGGGGUGAUAUAAGAGAUUAAUGUGAUG
This is a messenger RNA of Cuscuta europaea, 2180 nucleotides long. The record is from the annotation of a GenBank genome assembly. NCBI's taxonomy places the organism in Eukaryota, Viridiplantae, Streptophyta, Magnoliopsida, Solanales, Convolvulaceae.